AAACUACUAUCGGAGAAACAUCUUGACUCCAUCCCCAUCUUUCACUACCUACCCACAGCCAAAAUGGCCAAAACCGCAAAGCUCAAGAAGAAGCAAUCAACUCAACACUCCCGCGCCGCCCGCCGCGCCGUCUCGCCCACCGACCCCUCCAUAAUCAAAGCCACCACUGCAAUCACCACACGAACAACCUCCGCAAGCCCCCCACCCGACGCUGGUUCGCAAAAGCCCCAUGUCCUCGCCGCACAAAAUGCUGGAAUCCAAAAACGGUCAAAAGGGAAGCAGAUGACCCGCGCGCAGCGCCAGCGCCAGUUGAAAGGUAUGGAGCGUGCGGAGCAGAACAUGGAUAAGUUGGAAUUGAAGGUUGCCAAAAGUGUAGGCAGGGAGAGGAAGGUGAAGGAGAGGGCGAAGGGGUGGGAAGAAGUGAAUGCUCUGCCAGGGAAAGGAAAGAAAGGAAAGAAGACAAAUGGAGAGGUAGAUGAGGAUGGUGAUGAGGCCGUUAGUAAGAGUGAGAGGAGGUGGGAAUUGGAUGAAGAGAUGGAGGACGGAGGUGCGCUGGAAGAGACGCCUGUUGCUGUGGGUGGUGAGGUCAAGGAGAUGAACGCUGUAGUUCCCGAGACGGCCCCCGUGCUUGCUGCUAAGUUUGACGACGAGCUUCUAUGA
Molecule: messenger RNA, 660 nt
Organism: Periconia digitata
Lineage: Eukaryota; Fungi; Ascomycota; Dothideomycetes; Pleosporales; Periconiaceae
Source: the annotation of a GenBank genome assembly